AUGACCGAGCCUGCUCUAUUUACAUCCGCAAAGAAGGAAUCGCUAUUGCUGCACGAGAACGCUACUUUCAGUUCCCAGAUCGAAGCAAAGUUACCCCUUGGAACCGUCUGCACCAGUGACGAGCUAAACGCUCUCAACUGCAGCAGCUCCUCGCCUUACGACCGGACUAUGGAUUCCGGACACGAACAGGUUGCCGAUCUCCAAAAUGUCACAUCAGUGUCUGCAAAGGACGCUGUUCUUUCUCCAGCUUCCCGCUACUCCGACCCAACACUCGAGGCCGAAACGCCAGAUUUUGGGGUGUGUCAAAUCACGUGUAUCUCUCUCUCCAGCAUUGACAUGGGGGUUCCUUCGCCGUCCCUUGAAAAUAUUCAAAGCCUCGACUCUGUUGAGAUGGGAGGUGCUUUCAUAGCCGAGCGAAAGAGCCCCAGGGAGAAGGCGGAAAGAGGACAAUCGACAGAGAGAAACAACGGUAUCCCCGAGAAACAAGAAAGGCUUUUCGGAGAACAGGCCCGCAUAAUUGAGGCCACCAAAAACUCCAGCACCUUACAAGGAGCGAAGUCAUACGUAGGAGAAAUGGUUGAAGCCGAGCAUACUAUAAUGUCCCCUCGACCAGCAAAGCUUGAACCCUACACCAAAGGACCAGAGAACAAAUUUAAUUCACAUCAAACUGGAGGUCUACUUAUGGUGGAGCAGGAGUGCGGCAUAAGCCCCAACCAGAGAGAACCGAUUCCUUCCAGCAAGUUCUCCAAGGAACCUGCCGCCCAUAGGGAGGCUUCGGCCCGUAAUGGAAUCCAAGCCUACAGUUCUACCUUCCCCCGGCGUGCUUUUUCCUACCUCCCAACUCCUAAUUACUUGACGGGCUCUAAAAGCCGACACUCUGAGGUUCAGCAGUGCUCCCCUGGGAGUCCGAGUCAUCUUCCAUCGGCGCAAAUAGGUUCACGGAGGCUCGUAAGCUUGGGAUCCCGGGGCUCAUUGCUCUCGAUGGAAGCUUUGGGAGCCUUCAAUGCCCCAAAGAGCGACCUUGAUACGGAAAUGGAAGAGGCAGUAAAUGACAGACCGAAGAAAACACACGUGGAAAGAGAAAAGCAAGAGCUUGCAGAGAGCGACAACGCUCGAGUAGAGACAGCACCGAUGCUGAUGGAGAUCAAUCGACAAUAUGAAUUGGAUACAAUUUCGGACGAUGAAGAUGACUUUGAUUAUUUCCGCACCUUUUCACAGAACCUAGCCUCCUCGUUCGAUAUCAAAAACCGGCCAACAUCUAGAUAUUCCGAGUUGUCCCAAAUGGAUACAAGGCUCAGUAUUGAACCUUCUCAGCCCAAGAUUAUCCCUGAGUGGGGCAACUGGUUGGAUGAUCCCCCAAAGACGGAGAGUUUGAGUACUGUGCUGCCGGACGGAUUUUCUUCAGACAAGGAUGAGUUCAGGGAGCAGUUAGCCCAGGAGAUAUCAGAUGAAAUCGGAGAAAUUGAAGCAAUUACAAAGGAAAAGGAGAUUAUUUGUAGCCCUCCACUAAUAUUAACUUCCGACCUACAAACAGAGUCUCUUUCCAAUGAUGCAAACUCCUGCUUCGAUAAAGUCCGGUUUGACAAUAUAAAACCCCCACAGGUGACAGAGGAGAGACAGAUUACCCUGAGGGAAGAAAUCACGGAUAUUCAAAGCUUUUACCACCCGACUACAAUUAACAGCCUUGUUAUCCCAUUCACAAGUUACCUCGAAACUGAUCAAUCGGCCCAAUCAGGAGAGACAUUAUCUCAGGCCUCUUCACAAAUCCUUGCCCGUGCAGCUUCUUGUUUCAAGCCACCCAAAACUUCUCACGUUCAACGAUUUAAAGCCUUUGUUUCAUUCACCGGACCCGAACGAGAGAAGCCUAUCGCAAAGCAUGAUAUUGUUGAUCCUAGACAUGUUUCGGUGAUCUCGUCUAAGCUCUCGACAGAGUAUACCUCGCUCAGAGGCGUGGCCAAGGAGGUUGCAGAGAUGGAAAUGCAAAUCCCCGGACCUGGUGAAGCGGUUGGGAGAGAAACCCUCGACACCAGAAGAAUUUUGCAGACCGGAAACGUAUCCACUGCGCGGAGUUCCGCCACUUCAAACACACUCUUGGACAAUGCCACGGGAAACUUUGACAGCGACCAGGAGGUCGCCCGCACGCCAAUGCCCCUGAAAAUGAGACAAAAAAUGGCUCACUUGAAGAGUCGGUUACGGAUUUCCACCUCGUUUAGAGGGAAGGAAAAGGAAUCAACGAAGAUUUUGAUAUUAUCGAAAGGAAAAUUGGUGGAUAAGGGUGCAGCACACGAGACCCACCUGGGGUCCGAAGAGUUUACCCUUCCAAAAUCGAUUCUUACAACGACAAACGAUGCCAGUCGGUUAGUUUUGGUAGAAGACUUGUGA
Babjeviella inositovora NRRL Y-12698 is the source of this 2382-nucleotide messenger RNA. RefSeq lists its product as uncharacterized. The coding region runs from base 1 to 2382 and encodes 793 amino acids. The transcript is spliced from 2 exons. The record is from RefSeq and is a predicted model, not a curated record. Lineage: Eukaryota; Fungi; Ascomycota; Pichiomycetes; Serinales.